Molecule: messenger RNA, 3068 nt
Organism: Trichomycterus rosablanca
Lineage: Eukaryota; Metazoa; Chordata; Actinopteri; Siluriformes; Trichomycteridae
Product: WD repeat-containing protein 87-like
Exons: 4
Coding region: 9-3026 (1005 amino acids)
Molecular function (GO): protein binding
Source: RefSeq, a predicted model, not a curated record
UCUGUAGCAUGCAGCAUCUGCGAAGAGUUGAAUGUGGGUUUGGUUGGGCUCGACUUCUGGCCAUAUCUCAGAGUAGCCUAGUUCUCCUCUCACCUGUUAGUGGGGAAAUGCUCGUCUUUUCCUGGCCAUUCCUGUUUCUAAAACAGGCACUGGACUUUGCCUACAACCCAAGCCAAGAGGAGCUAUUUGUCUCAAAUGGUACAUCAGAGGUCUUGGUGCUUGACAUGACCCGUUGUCCAUCACCAGUUAAGCAGAUCCUGUGUACCCGUCGGAACAAGGAGGAAGAUGAAAGUGUUAUGUGUUUGGAGGCAGUUAUGUUGUGUGGAGAAGGCUGGGCUGACACCAAACCUCGACCCUAUCUGGUCUUCAGUGGUCAUUGUAGUGGAAAGCUGCAACUCCUUUCUCCAAGCAGGUUUCACUGCCAGGUACCAAAUGCCCAUUCUGAUGCAGUUUUACAAAUCAGCAGUAUACCUGGUGAAAACCCCCAGCUUUGCUGCUAUGGAGCUGACAGGAAGCUGAGUGUUUGGGUGGUGAAAGCUGGAGAAAAACAAAUCAAGCUGACCUGUACCACCCAUAUAUACUGCAGCACAAGUAUGAUCCUAACACAGCUGACCCCGGGUCUCAUUUUUGCAGUAUCUCAGGGACAUAACCUUCUAUUGUACUCCCUUUUGGAUGGAAACUGUUUACAGUUAGAAAGAAUUUCAUCUACUCCCAUAUCUUGCAUGGAUUACUGUGCAUCUCUGGGCCUAGUUGUAAUUUCAGGUCCAGCAGGAAUUGUGGAAGUGUGGGACACUCAUGGGAUCCUGCUUGUUGUGAUCAAACUGGGUGCUCCUGUAAGCCAGGUGUGCUUCGCUAACACACGUGGGGAUCUACUUGCCUGCUUCAACGACAGUAUUUUUAUUAUUUUUGCUGUAAAAUAUCUUCCAAUUUGUAUGCUAAAGCAGAUGCCGGCUCAUAACCAAGCUGAUGACCUUCUAGAAGAUCCCCUUCCAUUUUUGCAGCAAUCUUUUGGUUACUAUGACUUAGAUUUGGUGUCGAGGAUGUUGCUAAAGCCUGUAGAAACAAAAUCCUCAGAAAUAAAGACAACAGAACCAGAAGUUGAAGCUCUGGAACCAGAAACGAAUAUGCAGUUGUCACACAUGGAAAUUCUCAUAGAGGCUUCUAACCAACCCAACAUUUUAACAAAUAAAGAAGACCAAGGUUCUCAGCCAUACAGGCCACAAGUCAAAUCUAAGCUAGACGAGAAGAUUCAAAUAGCAGAAGAAUCAAAAGAGCCAGACACAACAAAUGAUGUUUGGAACAAGGUUGAAACCUCAUUAGAACCAAUAAUUUUAAGGCAGGAGCCCUCUGGUUGGCCGGUUGCCCCUGAUGGUUACAUCCCUAACUCUGUAAUUAGAAACUGGGGACAAAACCAAGAACCAGAGAAAUCAAAGCUUGAAGUGGGUAAGCCCAAAAUUCUACAGGAGACGUAUGGUCUCUUGGAAGAUGCACACAUAUCUGAAACUGUCAAGAUUGUUCCCAAAGACCAAGCGCAAAGGAUCUUAAAGCCAGCAUUAUUGUUGAAACAGCCUGCUCAGAUUGAGUCUGUUACUGAGCUUCAUAUAGAAAAAGAUGUAAACAGUCACAAAACUUUGCUGCAAAUAAUAGCUGAAAGCCCGUGGCUGGUAAAGAAACCUAAGGCUGUUGAAUUAAACCCUGUCGUGAGUUCCUUGACACUGACCAUGGAUUCCAUGGAUCCAGACGUUUAUGACAACUGUACCACGGCAUUAUGUAGCCUUUAUCAAACCUACGAAAUUCCACCAGAAACCAAAGAGAUGCUUAGUCUGACUCUGCUUCAAAACAUGCAGAAAGGAAAUCCACACUGGAAGCGCCUGAGAGCACUGAAGAUCCUGUUUCAGCUAAAACUCUUAAAGGAAAAAGACAUGGCUGUAAUAGCUGAGGUGCUAAUUGAUAAAGAGCAUGAUUUGCAUCAGAUGGCACGUGACGUCCUAGCGCAGGUCUACAGCAUCAAGUAUAAAGACAAGCUGCUGGAUCAUCUAUGCAGCAAGGAGGUUUCUACUAGAAAGAAACUCUUUAAACAAUUAGAUGACCAUCUUACCGAAGACCUUCAGCUACAGCAGAACAUCCCAGCAGUUUGCCCCAAAACUACAAGAGAAGUGACCGUGCCUGUGUCCAAUGGGCAUCCCACUCCUCAGUAUGAUGACAUGUCAGCUCAGAUGCAGAGUUAUUCAAAUAUUAAAGGGAUUACUCCAUCUGAUAUUCCUGCCCUUAAGAGACACGUCCCUGCUCAGCCAUCUCAAGCCCCUGUUAAAGUCAAUAAAUCAGACAUGUCCCCCAGUGAGCACCUCAAACCCACCCAGCAUAUCAGGAAGAAAUACAGGAAGUUCAAUAUCUCUUUUCCAAAGAGGAAAGCCAUUUUGUCCAAGUCAGGUGCGUCAUACCUGAGCCUCAGUGACUCAACCCUAGUAGAUCUUUACAAGAAGAUCAAGACCAAACGUCUAACCUAUUGCCCAUUAUUGCUGCCCAAACCAGAAGGGUUGGUUCACAUGCCCCCCACUAUCUCUCACCAACCUGAGCUCAACUAUUGGGAGCCCAUCAAAGGCCAAGGACAGCACAACUGGAGGGAGAACCUCUACCACCUUAUCUCUCAAUAUGGUUUCCGCUCCCCAAAUGCCAGUAGGAUAGUACGCCAGGAUCCCCCACCCACACCUGUCCAGGGUAACCUGUCCUGCACCCUACCCACUAUUCCCACCAGUCAUUUAACUGCUGGACAAAGGUUAGUGGAGAGGAUUUGGUUUAAGAAAACACUGUUUCCUUCACAAUUCCAUCAUAUACAGCCUCUUCCUGAGCAGCUUAAUGUCCACACACUGGAUCACUCUGGAGAAAGCCAGUAUGGAAGGCUGAAGGUGGACUGGAGGGCAGGACUGAUGGACUGUACAGGAAUAAAACUGGCACCCACAGGGCCUCGUCGAACCUGGCAUUGGACCAGCCGCGACCCUGGUCGGGAUAAAAGACUUAAUAAAUAAGAAAUAAUAAAAUAAUGAAUAAAUAAAAUAAAAAAUAAAUGA